Messenger RNA from Acomys russatus (golden spiny mouse), 3283 nucleotides. RefSeq names its product mab-21 like 1 (gene Mab21l1). Bases 832 to 1911 code for a protein of 359 amino acids. The record is from RefSeq and is a predicted model, not a curated record. Lineage: Eukaryota; Metazoa; Chordata; Mammalia; Rodentia; Muridae. The transcript has a single exon.
AUUGGUAGAUGACCAUUAGUACAACCGGACAGCUCAUCAGAGGUGAAGAGACAAGAGCCUUUUCAGCACAGAGAGCCGCUUCUCUUCGCCAAGUCUUUCCCAAAUGUCAAUAUGCUUCAAGUUAUACCAAAGCUGGGAGAUUUCCUCUUUCUUUCCAACCUGUCUAGGUGGCCUGGGUGGGUUUCUGCCGGCAGCAGCUCCCUACCUUUGGUUUCUGUGCUUCUAUCCACGAGGGGGGAUUAAUUAGCCUGGCUGAAGCUGGAGGAGGCUGUCGUGACGAGCCCAGUGGCGAUUGGCCGCCCGCCUGCCUGGCCCUGCCUUUAUAAUUUCCACACGAGUGCAUCUGGGCUCUUACACAAACCAACAGCAGCUUCUUCUGACAGACACACACUCACCCCGACGCACACUCGGCACACUUUUUCUGCGUCUAAUUAACAGUCUUGCACACACCAUGAUUACAGGAAAACGUAAAUAAAUCCGGAAAGGGGUGAUUAUUUUGACUACUGGAAGAGCUUUGCUAGGUCUCAGCACAACUUUUGUUUUUAUUACCGAGAAGGUGCUCUUUCCACGCGUCUCUCUCAGAUACGGAUUCUUUAGCUGAGGAAGAGAGGGGGGGAGAGCUCAGCCUUUCACUUUAAGAUCGGCUAGGCUCCAGCGGAGAAAAGGCCGGCAGGGCAGGGCGGCCCCUGCUGCAGCUAGUACGAGAGAGGCUCGGUGCCUUUUCCGUGUGGCCCCCUUUCUCCACCGAAGUUGGCUCCAGCGCUAGCAGCCGCAUUGGAUCCCACAGCUUAUUGCGAGACUCCGGUGUACAAUCCGGAUCUCUGCCCCAACAUGAUCGCGGCCCAGGCCAAGCUGGUCUACCACCUGAAUAAGUACUACAACGAGAAAUGCCAGGCCAGGAAAGCUGCCAUCGCCAAAACCAUCCGGGAAGUCUGCAAAGUGGUCUCCGAUGUUCUGAAAGAGGUGGAGGUGCAGGAACCGCGCUUCAUCAGCUCUCUCAACGAGAUGGACAACCGCUACGAAGGCCUGGAGGUCAUCUCUCCCACCGAGUUCGAAGUGGUACUCUAUCUGAACCAGAUGGGGGUGUUUAACUUCGUGGAUGACGGCUCCCUGCCUGGCUGCGCGGUGCUGAAGCUGAGCGAUGGGCGCAAGAGGAGCAUGUCCCUCUGGGUGGAAUUCAUCACAGCCUCUGGCUACCUCUCAGCACGCAAAAUCCGUUCCAGGUUUCAGACGCUGGUGGCUCAGGCGGUGGACAAGUGUAGCUACAGGGAUGUAGUAAAGAUGGUGGCUGACACGAGCGAAGUGAAACUGAGAAUCCGUGAUAGGUAUGUAGUGCAGAUCACCCCGGCCUUUAAAUGCACCGGGAUCUGGCCUCGGAGUGCUGCCCACUGGCCGCUUCCCCACAUCCCUUGGCCAGGACCCAAUCGGGUGGCAGAGGUCAAGGCCGAAGGGUUCAAUUUGUUGUCCAAGGAGUGCCACUCCCUGGCCGGCAAGCAGAGCUCAGCCGAGAGCGACGCCUGGGUGCUGCAAUUUGCAGAGGCCGAGAACAGACUACAAAUGGGGGGCUGCAGGAAGAAAUGCCUCUCUAUCCUGAAAACCCUGCGUGACCGCCACCUGGAGUUGCCAGGCCAGCCCCUCAACAACUACCACAUGAAGACUCUGGUGUCCUAUGAGUGCGAGAAGCAUCCCCGGGAGUCGGACUGGGACGAAUCUUGCCUGGGCGACCGGCUGAAUGGAAUCCUGCUGCAGCUCAUCUCCUGCCUGCAAUGCCGGCGGUGUCCCCACUACUUCUUACCGAACUUAGAUCUGUUUCAAGGCAAACCCCACUCCGCCUUGGAAAACGCUGCUAAACAAACGUGGCGACUGGCAAGAGAAAUCCUGACCAACCCGAAAAGUUUGGAAAAACUUUAGAGGAUGAUCUAACGCAGUGCCAACAAGAUCACUUUUCUCAAAGUCCCGACAAAAUGAAAACUUUCUGGUUGAUUCCUUAGUACUAUUCUCCGUGACAGUGCAAACAAUCUCUUCCUUUAUAAAAGGAGUAACUACAUUCAACCAUCAUCUCACACGCCCCUGAAAUAGGAGGAAAAUAAGUAGGGAAAUACAGGGGAAAACCUACACCCCAAAGCAUCUUUAUGCAGGCAUCACCCACUUCCCCUGAAAAGUGCACAACACCCAAAAACAGCAGAGCUGCAAUGCAAGACCAUGGCCAACUUCGGCAAAGGAUUAUAGUAAUCCUGAGACUUAGGUGCAUCUAUCCGCCUUCCAGCAAACAGGACCUGGAUGUGCCACCUGAAGGAAAGUGUAAUGUAUAUUUUGAUUUGUAACAAAAGUUGUGAUCUCGUUGUCUUUGAAAGUGUGGAUGUCGGUGUUUUGUGAUUUGGUGAACAAAACUGAAAUUGCCAUUCUGGAAACUUGCAGACAUUUUCCACAAACAGAAAUGCAUUUAAAGGUAGAUUUACUUCUGGUACUUUACCUGUCUGUGAAGUGUCUGAACUUAAAAAAAAAAAAAAAUACACGUUUACAUUUUGUUUCAAAUAUAUUGCUUGUUCAAACAUUCCGUAAGUAUACUUGAAAUGUUAUUUAAAUAUAUUCAAAAAAUUUGAAUUCAGCUUAUAUAAUAACGCUUGAAUAUCUGAAUUAUAUAUAUUUGAAAAUGCACUUGAAAUACACUGGAUAAUUACUUUUGUGAUUUAGAUUUUAAUUUUUGUUGCUGAUUUUUAUUUAAUUAGAAGAUAAUAAAUGAAGUCAAAUACCAAAUUUCUGUGUCUCACUUUAAAUUGUUUUUCUGCCAAAAAUAACAUGAGAAUUUUAAACAUUUUGACAAACAGGCCAAUAAAAUGACUAAGAUACUAAAAGGGCUCGUUUUUUAAACAGCUAUAGAAAAAUAUCCAUUUCCUCAGUUUCUAACUUACUCUAUGGUUCUUUUCUACAACUGACAUAUUUAUAGCCUAUUUUGAGACCUUGCUUCUGGUUAGUAUUUCUGUAGCCUUUUGACAAUAGAACGGAGGAAAAGCCUAUUGUGUCAAUUGAAAUUACUGAGUUUAAAAGCAGCAAAUUCUGAGAAAAUUAAGUUAAAUCAUAUAUAUGUAUAUGAAAUUAAAGCAAUUAAAUGAAGAUAUCUUCUAACUAAUAUACUUUAUCAAACAUAUUUUAACACAAUAAGGGAUAUUAGAAUAAAUUAUCCAGAAAAUCACAAUUCAUCCUUACUAUACAGGGAAAGCUAAUGGCAAAACAUCAAGACAAGCUCGUGUUUAAACAGUACAGUCACUCACUGCACAGCGUU